AAGUUCUCACGGCGCACUCGCUGUUGUUCUUCGGCCACAACAACACAGUCGUCACGUUCUUUCUCAUAUCCAUCCAUUCACAAAAUCUGAACAUUUUUCUCAGUCGCAUAGUUGGUUCGUCGACGACAGACUUGAAUUCGGGAACAGUGAAAACUCAACCAAAUACAAACUUCCACAUUGAGUUGAAAUUAAUUUGUGUCAAACGAAUUAAUUGAAAUCAAUUGAAACGUUAAUUUGUUCGUUCAACUCGUCUCUUUGUUGUUUGCAGUUCCAAUAGAAGCUGUAGUAGUUGGUUGCUUGGCCAGCAUAUUUCGAAUCGAAGGCAACCAAAGAAAAAAAAACGCAUAAACAAGCAUUUCAAUACGAAAUUCGUUUAUUUGUUUGUUGCGGAUGAUAAAAAUAAACACAUCGAGCGAGCGCUGGCACUCACCCCCAGGCAACCACCCCCCACCAAUCUCCAGCACACCAAAUACCACAAACGCAGAGCGCUCAGCGAGUUCUCAUUUGCAGAGCUCAUCAGUUUAUAUCCACUCGCAGUAAGAACGACGGCCUCACGGGUUUUCCACCGCAGAAAUUGUAGAGAAUUUUCAUAAUUUUCAUUUCGCUGUGAUUGUGGUUAUGUUUAUCCAUCUUACGUUGCAGUAGCGAAGUAAUACCAAAAAGGAAUUUGAAAACUGAAAUUGAAAAUCGACAUUGGAAAAAGUCCGUCUGCCCACUCCGUGCAUAGUGAUAUGAACAAAAUGGGCAUCUCUACCGACCCCGCAUUGCUCGACGUAGAGUUGCCUCGCACUUUGAUCGAAUCGCCAUCGGUGUCAACAUUUCUGCCCGAGGAGGAAGCAUCCAUUUGCCCGCUGCUGUCCUCGAACACCAAUGGCUCAACGACACCGAUGACAUUCUCACAUCCUCUGACGCCGUGCAUCGACAAUGACAAUGACAGCAACACUUCGGCCAACCUGUGUAACGAGGACGGCAAGGUCGAGACAAGUUCAUCAUCUGGCAGCAGCUCCGGCAUUGGUAUGAGUGUGCCGGACGAGACCUCAACCACCCUCUUCAACAAGCACUCCUACAAACAUUUGCAAAACAACAACACAUCGGCACAGGAUUCGAAUGGCCAUGGACCCAAUGGAAACAUACCGCUUGGCAAAGACACACCUUCGUUUGUAUCGUGGAACUGGCCCCUCAUACGGAAAUGCACAUUUUUCGUCUUCAUGUCCAGCCUGUUGGCCAUGUGCGCCGUGGUGGUGGCCAUGAUCGUUACGCUGCCAAAAACCUGUAAUCCAAAAACGAUGUGGUACCGCGGCAGUGUCUUUUACGAAAUAUUUCCGGCCAGUUUUCAAGAUUCGGACAAUGACGGCAUUGGCGAUUUGCGUGGCAUUGUCCAGCGCAGUGACUAUCUGAAGUCACUGGGAGUGUCGGCAGUACGUCUAAAUUCCAUUUUCCCUUCACCUCACUAUCCGGAUGAUUUUAAAAACAUAACCAGCCUCACAGAUGUGUCCAAGGUCUUGGGCACGGUCGAAGAUGUCCAACAACUGAGCCAGGCCUUGCAUCUCAGGAAUAUGUCUCUUGUUCUAGAUUUGCCCCUGUUUCCCUAUCUAAAAGAGUUGGGCAAAUCCGAUGGAGCCAGUGCGGUCAAGGUUCUGGCCAGUACCACAUUAAAUGUGUCCGACGGAAUGACAACAACAACGACGACCACACCAAGGCCCGUGAUCACCACCAAUUUAAUUACCCAAGCUCUGCAGCAUUGGAUCAAAUUCGGUGUCGAUGGCUUCUACAUUAAAGGUCUGGAGGAAUUUGUUGAAUUGGAAGACAUCGACUACCACAUGGCUGAGUGGAAGGACAUCUUGGGCUACAGUCGUGUCCUCAUCAUUAGCGAAGCAGUGCUGGAGAAAGUCAAAGAACCUCAAAGGAGCCUUCUGCUCAGGCACGUCGAUCUUGUAGACGUCCAUUUGAAUGUUUUCAACGGCGCCAAAGACUUGGAAGAGCGCAUCAACAAUGUGCUGGCAUCCGAAAUAGCACCUGCUGAUCCAGGAGUUUGGGUUCAGUGGUCAAUCGCCGGUGUGGACAGUCCCCGCCUCACUCGCAAUGGUGUGAACACAAAUUUCACUCUAACCGCCACUCUGAUGCAACUCAUGUUGCCUGGAACUCCCAACAUAUUCUACGGCGAUGAGAUCGGCCUACAAGCCGCAAAGGACCAACUGAACGAGCACAAUGAAACAAAACAUCUGCACCACUUGUCCACCAUGCAGUGGCCCGAGAACUCUACACAGCAAUUUACGAAUCGCGAAACUCUGCCGUGGCUGCCGAACGCACCGACAGCAAAUUUUGAUUACUUGCCAAUUGUAUCGCGCAUGAUCAGGCUGCGUGACCGCUCACCUUCAAUUUACAAAAACGCCAUUUGCAAAACGGAAUCGGUCCUGCCCAAUACCGCCAUUAGACGAAGCGAAGACGACAUUCUGAUAGUCGAGAGACUCUAUCCUCGACGCAACUCAUUUGCGUCCAUUUCGAAUUUUGGCCAGAAACGGUUGACCUUGGACAUGUCUUCGAAUUUCUACAGCGGCGUCGUGAUGCUGCACGACAGCAGUGAUAAAAUAUACUUCAGUGACUUCCAGAUUGGACCGGCCGAAAGCAUCAUCGUACGACUGGAUAAAUAAACGGCGAAUGGCCCUGAGCCGAUCGGAGAGAUCCCAUAGAAUCCACCGUAUCCUGUACUUAAAUAUUAUUAUAAAAUUAUUAUUGCUAAUUUAAUGACUUGUUAUAUUUCAUAAAUUUUUAUUAUCAAAUAAAUGUUGUACUUUAAUAGAAA
Musca domestica (house fly) is the source of this 2803-nucleotide messenger RNA. Its product is annotated as neutral and basic amino acid transport protein rBAT. The record is from RefSeq and is a predicted model, not a curated record. Lineage: Eukaryota; Metazoa; Arthropoda; Insecta; Diptera; Muscidae. Gene Ontology annotation, biological process: carbohydrate metabolic process. The transcript has 3 exons. The coding region runs from base 732 to 2651 and encodes 639 amino acids.